Molecule: messenger RNA, 699 nt
Organism: Closterium sp. Naga37s-1
Lineage: Eukaryota; Viridiplantae; Streptophyta; Zygnematophyceae; Desmidiales; Closteriaceae
Source: the annotation of a GenBank genome assembly
AUGGCCUCCUCGCGCCGCUUCUCCGUCCUAGCAGCUGCGUCGCUCGCGGCGGUUCUGCUCCUCGCCGCGGCGAGCGGCGCAUUCGCGCGGCGACACCGGCAGCCUCAGCCUCGCCCCAUAGUUCACGCUGAUGUGGCAAGCACCGCCGCCACCGUUAAGCCGCCCCCGCUACUUAAAUGCACGAAGCCGCUUCUAAAGGACUACUCCAAGUCCGUCGUAAUAGCCAACGGCCUGUUCCUCCACUGGAACAUCACCGACGCCAAGGACGGAAUCAUCGCAGCGCUCGAGGCGAAGAAGGGUAGCGGCGGCGAGAAGGGCUGGCUGUCCAUUGGCUGGUCGGGCGGCAAACCGGGCGGCCGCAUGAUGUUCCCCUCGGACGUCGUGGUGGGGAAUCAUGUGGUCGUCGGCUCGACGGCCGUCAAGCCUACCGACGUGCUGGCAUACUCGAUGACCAAGGACAACUUGAGCGGGAUAAAAAGGACAGCUGCUGUGAUUCUCUCGGAUACAUCCGUGGUUUCCGUCGGCGGUGGCAGGAUUAUCAAGUUCACUCGCAAGGGCGCGGGCGGCGUGGCAUCUCAGGCUGUCUCUUACGAGUCGGGUGUCACCACCACCAUGAUCUGGGCCUUCUCAACUACCCCCGCAUUCAAAACCCACACCAAAAAGGGUGCCUUCUCAGUCAACCUUGGGUGCACCGUGUAG